AUGUUGGCGAAAAUACUGGCUCUGAUCACAAUUACCUUGUUGCUUCCAUUUGCAGUGGCCUCUCCUCUGCCUACCGCCGUCGACCAUGCAGACAAGGUGGCGGAAUCAAGCGCACUAAGCAUAACAGUCCCUCCAUCGUCCGAGAAUAUCAGACGUGCACCGACAAACUUGGUGCUAAACUUGAUCGGAUGCACUAUGGAAGUUAUCAAUUGGGCAAGUUAUAACCCUGGCAGACUCACGGCUAAGCAGGAUGGAAUACUUUAUGGUUCUAUCAUCCCCAGCGGGGGCUUAUACUUGGCCGUUGACCCACGAGAUGCAGAUAUCAUAGGAAGGGCCUCCAGGUGCCCUGGGGGUACAUUUGUCGUAGUCGAGUAUAAUUUCGUUAGUACUGGCCUUCGUAUUGUCGAUAUGACCGCCGGACAAAGAUAUGAUGAGACAGCUCAUGCUGUGAUUGGGUGGAUAACAGAUUUAUCUUCUCAUUCGUUCACUCCGAUUUAA
This is a messenger RNA of Lentinula edodes (shiitake mushroom), 498 nucleotides long. RefSeq lists its product as uncharacterized. The record is from RefSeq and is a predicted model, not a curated record. NCBI's taxonomy places the organism in Eukaryota, Fungi, Basidiomycota, Agaricomycetes, Agaricales, Omphalotaceae. Bases 1 to 498 code for a protein of 165 amino acids. The transcript is spliced from 5 exons.